Molecule: messenger RNA, 685 nt
Organism: Aphis gossypii (cotton aphid)
Lineage: Eukaryota; Metazoa; Arthropoda; Insecta; Hemiptera; Aphididae
Product: death-associated inhibitor of apoptosis 2-like
Exons: 2
Coding region: 174-569 (131 amino acids)
Biological process (GO): negative regulation of apoptotic process; positive regulation of protein ubiquitination; regulation of cell cycle
Cellular component (GO): nucleus; cytoplasm
Molecular function (GO): ubiquitin protein ligase activity; cysteine-type endopeptidase inhibitor activity involved in apoptotic process
Source: RefSeq, a predicted model, not a curated record
UUAUAUUUUUUUUAUUAUUUCUCUGAUAAAUUAGCUUAUUGAUUUGUUUUUUUAAGUAUUUAUCUUGAUAUACAUCUUAAUUAAGUCUUGUUAUAUUUUUUUUAUUAUUUCUCUGGUAAAUUAGCUUAUUGAUUUGUUUUUUUAAAGUAUUUAUCUUAAGCUUUAUUGUAACCAUGAAUUUACAGAAAUUUUCCAACGAUUUUCCAUCUUUAGUUUAUUUAGUACGAAAUAAUUCAUAUCCAGUACAUUCAGAUUAUACCACAUUUAUGUCAAGAUUAAAAACAUAUAACUCAUAUCCAUCUACUUCAUCUCAAAAUAAAUAUUCGUUAGCUGAAUCUGGUUUAAAAUAUACCGGUGUAGGUGAUAUAGUUGAAUGUUUUUUCUGUGGACUUGUCUUACAAAAAUGGUCAAACGAUGAUAUACCAUGGGUCGAACACGCAAAAUGGAAUCCUAAAUGUAUAUUUGUAUUACUAUGUAAAGGAAAUGAAUUUAUAGAAAAUGUAAAAAACGAAUAUGUAAAAGCUAGCCAUGUUUGUGAUUUUAUUACAUUUAUUUCUAUUCGUUUUUAAAAAUUAUCAUCAGAAAUCGUCUAUAUCAAAAAGAUCACGUCGUCAUACAAUAUGAAUCCAUCAAUUGUUGUCGCAAAAUCAAUAUUCAGUAUUAGACCUUUUAACAAGAAAAGUGU